CUCUGGGGCGCGGGCCUCAGUUCCGGGCUACAGCAGCCGUCACCGAGAGGCACCGUUUCUUCUUAAAAGAGAAACGCUGCGCGCGCGAGGUGGGCCCCUGUCUCCCAGCAGCUCCGGGCCUGCUCGCUAGGCCGGGGAGGCGCAGGCGCAGGCGCAGUGGGGGUGAGGGCGCGUGGGGGCGCACAGCCUCUGGUGCGCAUGGCUUCCUCCCCGGCGGUGGACGUGUCCUGCAGGCGGCGGGAGAAGCGGCGGCAGCUGGACGCGCGCCGCAGCAAGUGCCGCAUCCGCCUGGGCGGCCACAUGGAGCAGUGGUGCCUCCUCAAGGAGCGGCUGGGCUUCUCCCUGCACUCGCAGCUCGCCAAGUUCCUGUUGGACCGGUACACUUCUUCAGGCUGUGUCCUCUGUGCAGGUCCUGAGCCUUUGCCUCCAAAAGGUCUGCAGUAUCUGGUGCUCUUGUCUCAUGCCCACAGCCGAGAGUGCAGCCUGGUGCCCGGGCUUCGGGGGCCUGGCGGCCAAGAUGGGGGGCUUGUGUGGGAGUGCUCAGCAGGCCAUACCUUCUCCUGGGGACCCUCUUUGAGCCCUACACCUUCAGAGGCACCCAAGCCAGCCUCCCUUCCACAUACUACCCGGAGAAGUUGGUGUUCCGAGGCCACAAGCGGGCAGGAGCUUGCAGAUUUGGAAUCUGAGCAUGAUGAGAAGACUCAAGAGGCCAGGUUGCCCAGGAGGGUGGGACCCCCACCAGAGACCUUCCCACCUCCAGGAGAGGAAGAGGGUGAGGAAGAAGAGGACGAUGAUGAGGAUGAAGAGGAGAUGCUCAGUGAUGCCAGCUUAUGGACCUACAGCUCCUCCCCAGAUGAUAGUGAGCCUGAUGCCCCCAGACUACUCCCUUCCCCUGUCACCUGCACACCUAAAGAGGGGGAGACACCACCAGCCCCUGCAGCACUCUGCACUCCUCUUGCUGUGCCGUCCUUGUCAGCAUCCUCAUUGAGUUCCAGAGCCCCUCCACCUGCAGAAGUCAGGGUGCAGCCAGAGCUCAGCAGGACCCCUCAAGCGGCCCAGCAGACUGAGGCCCUGGCCAGCACUGGGAGUCAGGCCCAGUCUGCUCCAAGCCCGGCCUGGGAUGAGGACACUGCACAGAUUGGCCCCAAGAGAAUUAGGAAAGCUGCCAAAAGAGAGCUGAUGCCUUGUGACUUCCCCGGCUGUGGAAGGAUCUUCUCCAACCGGCAGUAUUUGAAUCACCACAAAAAGUACCAGCACAUCCACCAGAAGUCUUUCUCCUGCCCAGAGCCAGCCUGUGGGAAGUCCUUCAACUUUAAGAAACACCUGAAGGAGCACAUGAAGCUGCACAGUGGUAAGGGAGGUCCAGACGGGCUCCAUGAUUUGGAUAACAACUACUUAGAACCUGAGCCUCCUGACUUCCAAUACUGGUGCACUCCGACACCCGGGACUACAUCUGUGAGUUCUGCGCCCGGUCUUUCCGCACAAGCAGCAACCUUGUCAUCCACAGACGUAUCCACACUGGAGAAAAACCCCUGCAGUGUGAGAUAUGUGGGUUUACCUGCCGCCAGAAGGCUUCCCUGAACUGGCACCAGCGCAAGCAUGCAGAGACGGUGGCUGCCUUGCGCUUCCCCUGUGAAUUCUGCGGCAAGCGCUUUGAGAAGCCAGACAGUGUUGCAGCCCACCGUAGCAAAAGUCACCCAGCCCUGCUCCUAGCCCCUCAAGAGUCACCCAGUGGUCCCCUAGAGCCCUGUCCCAGCAUCUCUGCCCCUGGGCCUCUGGGAUCCAGCGAGGGGCCCAGGCCCUCUGCAUCUCCUCAGGCUCCAACCCUGCUUCCUCAGCAAUGAGCUCUCCUCCAGCUUUGGCUUUGGGGAGCCAGACUCCAGGGACUGAAAAGGAGCAAUGAGGAGAGGGUCUGCUUGAGAACGCCAGAUGAUUGGUCCCCAAGAACUAAGGUGACAGAGUGCAGCGUGGGGGCAAGACUGGGCUGUAGGGGAGCUGGACUACUUUAGUCUUCCUAAAGGACAAAAUAAACAGAGUAUUUUAUGCAGGCA
Molecule: messenger RNA, 2051 nt
Organism: Nomascus leucogenys (northern white-cheeked gibbon)
Lineage: Eukaryota; Metazoa; Chordata; Mammalia; Primates; Hylobatidae
Gene: ZNF692
Product: zinc finger protein 692
Biological process (GO): regulation of transcription by RNA polymerase II
Cellular component (GO): chromosome; kinetochore
Molecular function (GO): chromatin insulator sequence binding
Source: RefSeq, a predicted model, not a curated record